AAAACCGUUUCACGGUAUUCGGCCAUAUCAUCAAAGAUUUCUUCAGUAAUUUGCGUUCGAUUUUUGGAUAUUCUAUAAUCCGAGUUGGUCGGUACUUUCCGACAACGUUAAAAUGGCAGACAGUGAUCCCUCCUUCGGAACGAAAAGGAAACUGAAUGUAGAAGAAAACAACAACAACAACGAUUUUCCAUUAGACAAAAGUGGUAUCGAUGUACCGGACAAUUCAACCAAAUCAACGAAACUCGGCUCUCAGUUGAGCACUUGGUUUGACAGGUGCAAAUUAACGAAAACGUCUUCGCCAAAAUCUAAAGCGCAUACAAAGGCUCAGUGCUGGUCACCCGAUGUAGGUCCGAAAAUCGCCUCAAGCGGUUGGCAUUUUCGCAAAAAUCUUUUCGUCAACAACGCCGUACCCGGCAGGGUGAAAUGUCUCUCAGAAUCCGACAUUUUGAUACCCACCCCAACGGAUAGUUCGAACAAUCUUCAAACCGAACUAUGCGUCACGGUAUUGGAUAGGUCAAAGUCAAUGGGUGAAAAAUUCCCAAGCGACAUUCAACGUCCGGACACAAUAUCCAACGAUGAUUCCGGCGUCGCCGAAUCAUCGGAAGAUCAACAGGAUCCUCAAAGCAUGUCUUCCGUCAAAGAUCAGACGGGAGAGAAAUCAUUGGAAGAAAUUGCCUCCGAUGUAACGCCGACGAAAAAAGAGAAAUCAUUCGUCGAAAUGACAAAGGAAUACGAGGUGGCGUCAGAAGCUGUCGAGGAGCCAGUCGCCGAUUCGAAAAUAUUUGAAGAAGAAAAGAUCUUCGAUUAUUCCGAACUGAAAGAAUCAUACUGGUCAAACGCGAAGUCAUCGGGUAUCGAAAAACCCUCCAAAUGUCAGGAUCCAAGCUGCAGUUUUAUCGGAGAGCUAGAAAAGCAGGAACAUCCGAAAUCAUCGGACGUAGAAGAAUCGUGCAUCGAAAAAUUGUCUAAAAUAAGCGAAACCAUAAAAAAAGCACGAAAAGUAUUGGCCCAGGCUAUGACGGAAGGACAACUUUCCUGCGACGACACGGUUUGCGAGAAACCUUGCGCAAAAAACAAGGAAGAGGCGGAAGAUAGUUCGUCUCCAGUAGUGGUGCGUUUAUCGCCUCCGCACGAAACUAAAUCACUCGAAACCGAUCAGUCGGAAGCUGCCCGCAUAAGACAAGUUCCAGGUGUGCCAUUCCCGCCAUCGCACAAGUUAACCGUCGCAGAAGUAUUCGAUUCACGAACAGGUAAACCACGGCCGGACAUCCUCAAACAGCAUUUUAUUCUCGAAGGACGAAUCGACGAAGCUGCGGCAUUACGAAUUGUAACCGAUGGCGCGAGUCUACUUCGUUCGGAAAAAACUAUGAUCGACAUAGAAGCCCCGGUAACAGUAUGCGGGGAUAUUCACGGCCAGUUUUACGAUUUGAUGAAACUAUUCGAAGUUGGCGGACCGCCCGCGUCUACGAAAUACCUUUUCCUCGGUGAUUACGUGGACAGAGGUUACUUCAGUAUUGAGUGUGUAUUGUACCUGUGGGCGCUAAAAUUGUGCCAUCCAACUACACUGUUUCUCCUCAGAGGAAAUCACGAAUGCCGGCAUCUCACGGAAUAUUUCACAUUCAAACAGGAAUGUAAAAUAAAAUACUCGGAAAGAGUGUACGACGCAUGUAUGGAUGCAUUCGAUUGUCUGCCAUUGGCCGCGCUAAUGAACCAACAGUUUCUAUGCGUUCACGGUGGACUUUCGCCAGAAAUUCACAAUCUAGAAGACAUACGCAAAUUGGACAGGUUCAAAGAACCACCAGCGUUCGGUCCCAUGUGCGACCUCCUCUGGUCGGAUCCCCUAGAAGAUUUUGGCAAUGAAAAAAACGCCGAACACUUUUCUCACAACAGCGUAAGGGGCUGCUCGUAUUUUUACAGCUACGCGGCCUGUUGCGAUUUUCUACAGAACAACAACCUGUUGAGUAUCAUAAGGGCGCACGAGGCGCAAGACGCCGGAUACCGUAUGUACCGUAAAUCGCAAACGACAGGUUUUCCAUCACUAAUAACAAUCUUCAGCGCACCAAAUUAUCUGGACGUGUACAACAAUAAAGCAGCUGUGCUCAAAUACGAGAACAACGUGAUGAAUAUCAGGCAAUUUAAUUGCUCGCCUCAUCCGUACUGGUUACCAAAUUUCAUGGACGUCUUUACGUGGUCCUUACCGUUCGUCGGUGAAAAAGUAACGGAAAUGUUGGUUAACGUUCUAAACAUUUGCUCGGACGACGAGCUUAUGAACGACGGCGAUGAUGCCCUAGAGGAAGUAGCAGCAAAAAUCGUAAUUAAAAAAAAAAAUGGCACAGCAGCUAAUCUCCGCAAGGAAGUAAUCAGAAAUAAAAUCAGGGCGAUUGGAAAAAUGGCUCGAGUAUUCUCUGUACUUAGGGAGGAAAGCGAAAGCGUCCUGCAGCUCAAAGGACUCACGCCGACCGGGGCGCUACCACUGGGCGCAUUGUCGGGCGGAAAAACGUCUCUCAAGAAUGCGUUACAAGGUUUCUCGCCGAACCACAAGAUCACGUCGUUCGCCGAAGCUAAGGGUCUGGACGCGAUAAACGAGAGAAUGCCACCCCGAAAAGACGCCCCGCCAACGCCUGCGGCCGAAGAGAAGCCCGUCAUACAACCACCAGCGGGUCCGAGUGACAAGCGUGACGCCGCAGCGGCGCAACCCCAUUCGUGAGCCUCAAACUCGUCCGACUGAGGUGACAACAAGUGUGGGACUCGUGUCCCUUAGUGGUCGCCACACAACAACAAGCAUUGCUCGUCUCUCCCUAGCUGAUAGAAUAUAGAAAGAAAAAGAGGAUGAAUAAGUAAAUGAAAGAUGAGGAAAAAUUAAAAAAAAUUGAAAGAAGUCUUAGUAGAAGAGGAUGAAAAAGAAGGAGAAGAAGAAGGUUCAUCGAGUCAGUCGUCAUCGAGUCGCGUAAAGGAUGGUCAUUAAUUAAAUCAUUGCCAAUCAUCAAUGCAUCACCUCGGCAUCACACCACCGCAUAUACAUUACAUAUUAUUAUAUUACACUAUACUAAAAAAAAAAAAAAUAUAUAUAUACACAUACUAUACGCAACAUACAUACAUUAUACUAUAAUAAUACAGAAGAAAAAAGUAUGGAAGAAGAUAAAAAUAAUAUACAACUCACAUAUAAGAAUAUUAUUGAUAAAACGAAUACAAGAAAAAAGAAAAAAAAGUUGAAAAGAAACAAUACAAAACAAACAAACAACAAGUGAAGACAAAGAAAUAUGAAGAUAAAUAUAAUAAUAUUAAUAAAUAACAACAAUAAUGAUAAUAUUAAUAAUAAUAAGAAAAUAAUACGAACCACACACGAGCCCCGCGUACCUAACAUAAAAUGAAAGAAGCAAAAACAAGCAAAAGAAUAAUAAUAAUAAUAAUAAUAAUAAUAAUAAUAAUAAAUGUAAUAAAUUAAUAAAAUGAAAUGGGAUGAAAUGAAUGAAUAAAAAAACAGAGAAAAAAAAUAAUAAUCAACUAUGGAUAUAUGCAGCUGAUAAAGCGUGUCGCAAAACCAACAGCUGGUCUGUUCGUAUAUGCGACGAGACUAGUGUUAUAGUGAUAUGGUUAAUCGACAGAAAUUUAUUAAAUAUGAUGGUGUCGUAAACUAAUCGCAUUUGAUUGAGGAAUCGCUGUCAUAUUUUUAAUAAAAUUUUUAUCGUUUCCUAUAGCUAUUUAAUAAUAAAAAUUGUCUGGUUAGGGUAUUAAGAUUCUUGGCACGCCACCCGAUCGCAUAGGUAUAUUAUAUAUAUAUAAAUAAUUAUAUAUAUACAUAUAAAAAACAAAGUAACGAAUGAAUAAAAGUAAAUUUAAAUAAAUGGAAGAAUAAAUAAAUUGAGGGAAACAACAAAAAUUUUUUGGCCAAUGGGAUAUCGUCGAGGGGACAAAUUUUUAAAUUAAGUCGAGCAUAAGCGUAGGCUAAUUGUAAUUUAAAUAAAUAAAUAUCUAUACAUAUGAAUAAAUAACUACACAGAAAAUGAAGUUAACAAUGGAGGUAAAUAAUUGAUUGAUUAAAUUAAUUAACCACUAAGAAAAGAAGAAGAAAACGGAGAAAAAGAAAUAACUAAAAACAAUACGAAUGUUAACCUAAGAUACAUAUAUGUACAAACAUGUAUAAUAUGUAUUAUAUCAAUAUAUGAACAUACAUAUUGAUAUCUACAUCGCACAAUAUAUUAUUGUGCGAUUCGCAAACGGUUUAUAUGCUUACAUACGAAUAUAUAUCAGUAUUGUUAUACUAUGGAUGAAAUCUCGUUGAGAGCGGAAAUUGAAUAAAUUUACAGUUUUUCCACAUUAUACUGAAAACAAGAUAUUAAAAAAAAGAUCAAUUCAUUACACACAAGGUGUGGGAAUUAGGUAUGUAUCCCCUUUGUUUCAUUUGUCAUUUUAUUUAUUUACUUUGGUUUUUUUAUAGUCGGAAGGAUUUUUUUAUUUUUUUUUUUCUCUCGUUUCAUUUUCUACAUUUCCCUUCGUUCCCACACUUUGAUGAUUGGUUGAAGUAAAAUUAUUAUCAUUACAUUAUCCAUUAUUAUUUUAAUUUCCUCUUAUUCCGAUUAAUUGAUUGAUCGAAUGACUUAGAGACGCACCCCGACGUUAAGCAUGAAGUUAUACAAGAAAUCUCGAGAAAGUGACAAUUUAAAUGGUAUAGAGACAAGAUCUAAUAAUAUAAUAUAAGCCAUGACAUGAGUCCCCUCGGCGACAUCCCGCUCCUCCGAUCUGGUGCGUGGGUUAUUACAUAAAGCUAACCGUGAAAAAAAGUAACAAGAGAAAAAAAUACACAAAAAACUUAUUCAAACAAAAACGUGUUGAGAAAAAAUGGAAAACUAAGGGAUAAUUAUACGAAGAGAGAAAACAAAGAGAAGUAAACGAACUAAUUGAGAGAACUAAAAGAGCGGAGCAUAGGAGCGAGAAUAAGAGAAAAAUGGUUGGUAAGAAAUGGGGGAUAAGGAAACAUUUUCAUGGUAAUCCAAUAAAGAUUAUUACAAAAGUAUAAUCAAAUACAAAAAUGAAAGAAAGAAAGGGAAAAAUCUUAAUUGUAAUGAUUUAAGAAAUAACCGAUAAAACAUAAUAAUUAUAAUAAUAUUAAUAUAAAUAAUAAUAAUUAUAAUAAUAACAAUAAUUAAAAUAGCAUUAUCUAUUGAUAAAGUAAUGAUAAUAAAAAUAACAACAACAAUAACAACAAUAAUAAUAAUAAUUAUAAUAAUUAUAAUUAUAACGAGUAAUAAUAUUAAUGAUCGUUUAACAUCUAAUGGGGUUGAACUUAUAUGAUUUCAAUGUGUGUUCUUGCUACCUAUCAGAAAUGAAAAUUAUUAACAAUGAAUAAAUAAAACCGGGCCGCAAAAACUGCGAACGCUCACUUUUUGGACUUGACAGUGAUUUUCUCUAUGAUUUUUAAUGUUACUUUCACCCACCUACCUACCUACUUAACUAAAUCUAUCUCGUCGAUAUGAUCGAUGAAUGAAGUUGGAGAUGAACGGAAAACAGACAGGGGAUAAUCAAAGAAACUCGUUAAAAUGCGUUGUAUGAACUAUACUGUAAUUUAAUAUCUUCACCAUGGAUCAGUGAAACUCAAUCGCACAUUGAUCGAUUUCAAAGGGGGAUACGUUAAACUGACUUCAUACUCGUGAAAAUCGGUAAUACCCGUUAUAUUCACAAAAUUUCGUUUCAUUUAUUACUCCUGUCCCAUUAUUUUCCAAAGUGUUGUUCCAUUUAACAAUCAUUGACGGUAAAACCAUUAUAAUAAUUUUAAUUAAAUCCAUCAAGUUCAUUUAACUUGUUUUGUGUUUCAAAUCUUCUUAUUUCAAACAAAUUGUGCGUAAUUGCAUGUAUUUCACAUAACAACCAAGUGUAAAACAUAUAUCACGUGCGUGAGGAAAAAAAAGGACAUCAAUUAGUAGAAAAAGCCACUUUCAAGACAAAUACGGCAAAAUAUGUAUAAAUUCAUAUCGUUCGGAAACAUACAAAUUGAAAUAACGACGACAAAUC
Molecule: messenger RNA, 6009 nt
Organism: Athalia rosae (coleseed sawfly)
Lineage: Eukaryota; Metazoa; Arthropoda; Insecta; Hymenoptera; Athaliidae
Product: serine/threonine-protein phosphatase 2B catalytic subunit 2-like
Exons: 15
Coding region: 113-2707 (864 amino acids)
Biological process (GO): calcineurin-mediated signaling
Cellular component (GO): cytoplasm; calcineurin complex
Molecular function (GO): calmodulin-dependent protein phosphatase activity; calmodulin binding
Source: RefSeq, a predicted model, not a curated record